This is a messenger RNA of Hevea brasiliensis (rubber tree), 1399 nucleotides long. RefSeq lists its product as uncharacterized. The record is from RefSeq and is a predicted model, not a curated record. NCBI's taxonomy places the organism in Eukaryota, Viridiplantae, Streptophyta, Magnoliopsida, Malpighiales, Euphorbiaceae. The coding region runs from base 436 to 1266 and encodes 276 amino acids. The transcript has a single exon.
CUUGUCACUAACAUAUUGCUUUCAUCUUUCUUAUAAUUAUUGGGGUUACUGUUUUUUGUUUGUUUAAAUACUUUCAUCGCCCACUUUCUUCCACCUUAAUGCUUACUACCCACGUCUAGGAUUCCAGAUUUCUGAAAAUUUUGUGAACAUGGAAGAACUCCUUCCCCGUCUCUUUUAUUAAGAUUUCAAAUUCCAUGCAGUUUUCUUGCUAUGGGAUUUGCAUUUCUCUUUUUGUUAUUGCCAUCAGCAUGCUUUCCAUAUCAUAUUAAGUCUACUUUUCGGGUCCAUUUGAAGAUAAACUAUACACAUCGGAACUGAAAGAUUUGUAAGAUAAUAAAAGCUUUUCUUGUUCUUCUUCUUCUUCUUCUUUCUUUCUUUCUUUUUUUCAAUUGCUUUGAAGGUUUCUUGGCAGUUUUUUAUGAAAAUUGGCAAACAAUGAGUCCCAGCAUGAGUCCUAGACUCUCAUUUUCUAUUGACUUUUGUCAAGAGGAAACCAUUCCAACACCUCUCCAAUCCCAAUCAUGCUCAUCAAAUUUCAAUGAUUUCGACUUUUGUUUUCACUCCAACGAAAUUAAUCUAGAAAGUUCAUCUGCUGAUGAGCUUUUCGUUGAUGGGAAGAUCCUUCCUGUUGAAAUCAUGAAAAAGAUUGCUGCUUCACAAGAAUUACACCGACCCAUAAUUAUUCCAUCACCUUUCCCACCUCUACGUGCAUUUGUUGAAUCUGCUAGUACUAAGAAGGAUGCUGAUAAAGAUUCAAGGCAUGAGAUCUCCGAGGGAAUGAAGAGUUUAAGCAAACACAAUGAAGCAAAUCACAAGAACUUUAUUAACCAAGAAAUCAAGAAAAAGAUUACUCCCUUGAAGCAAAUACAACAACCUGUAAUUCCACCGCCCUUUCCACCUCUCCGUGUAUUUCUUGAAGCAGCUGGCAUUAAAGAAUACGACGUUUAUGAAGAUUCGAAUCAUGAGAGCUUCAAUGAAAGCAAUAUCUCAUGCAAAAAAGAGGAGUAUAAGAAGAAAAACUCAAGAUCAUUUCGGCAUGUGAAGAAGAAUACUAGUAUGAAUAAUAACUGGAGUUUUGGUGCUUUGUGUCCUUUUCCACUUUUUUCUCGAAGCAAGUCUGCAUUGAAGACUGCAGGGAAAAGAGUAGCAUUGUCAAAAGAAAUUCAGAAUCACAAGCACAAUUCAGAGAAAUUGAAGCCCCUGGCGCUGGCGCAUUUGCAAAUUUCUUCUCUAACAAGUUAUCGUCAUCAAAAGCCUCUUCGAUGAAGAAUUUGAACGACAUUCACUUUUAUAUACCAUUGAAGAGUUAUUAUUAUUAUUUUUACAGAAUCAUAAGCUUUUAUAUACCAUCAAAAGCUUCCUCUUAUUCUUGGAGAACUCAAAAUAUAUUGGAUUUUAA